AUGAUGUUGUGGUUUUGUUUGUUUCACAUUGUUAAGGAUGACUGUGAGCUGCUCGGUGUGGUGUCGAAGUUUGUGGUGAUGUUCCUGCGGUUUCAUUGGCAAAGCUCGUUUUAUUCCCUUCAGUUCCAUGGUGCAUCCUAUGGAAUUUCUGGACCAGCUGGUGCAACAGUUGUAUUGCUUGAUGAAGAUAGGAGUGUGCUGUAUUGUUUACACAAAGGGCUGGGAUAUCAAACCAACAAUGUUGUUGAGUAUCGCGUCUUAAUUUUAGGACUGAAACAAGUGCUAAAGAAAGGAUGUAAAAACUUCAAUGUCCAAGGAGACUCCCAGUCUAUGAAGCACAAACACUUCAAAUAG
Molecule: messenger RNA, 354 nt
Organism: Vicia faba (fava bean)
Lineage: Eukaryota; Viridiplantae; Streptophyta; Magnoliopsida; Fabales; Fabaceae
Source: the annotation of a GenBank genome assembly